This is a messenger RNA of Enhydra lutris kenyoni (northern sea otter), 5415 nucleotides long. RefSeq names its product microtubule associated scaffold protein 2. The transcript is spliced from 15 exons. Gene Ontology annotation, cellular component: cytoplasm; nucleus. Bases 289 to 4413 code for a protein of 1374 amino acids. Gene Ontology annotation, molecular function: microtubule binding. The record is from RefSeq and is a predicted model, not a curated record. Lineage: Eukaryota; Metazoa; Chordata; Mammalia; Carnivora; Mustelidae.
CAAAUUGUCACCAAUGGCAGUAAAACUCCUUUUCUGGGGGUCAAGGUCUUAUGGACUAAUUGGCUCUCAUUCGGCAGGAACCUAACAGAUAAGUCAUUCCGCUGUAUGUCAAGACAAUGCUUGGUUUUAAGACCGCUCUGAAAAUGAUUAAAGUAGUAUGGCAACGUGACAUUGUCAGGAGGCAAGAAGCAGCUUGACAAUUUCCUGUUAAUCAAAUAGCAGCUUGAAGGAAGCCCCUUUCCGUUAAGUAGGACUGCAUGGCCAGCAGCCCCCACUGAAGGGCUGAAAAUGAGCGUCCCAGUGGCUCCAAAGAAAUCAUGUUAUGCUCAGUUGCGGGACAACAGAAAUGGAGUGAAAAAUAGUAAUGAGAAUAUCCUAAGUCUGGGAGAUACAAAUGCCAAUCAAAUCAUGUUGGAGGUCAGUUCCUCUCAUGAUGAGUCUGAGACACGUGACCGGACAGAUGAAAUUGGAAAUGCAAAUUCAAGCGAGCCAGAGAACAGUACCCAUUUCAAUAAGGAAUUCCACCAACUUCAGGGCUUUGGGAAAGGAUCGCAGGCUGGCCCUGCCAGCCUGAAAGACUUUAAAUAUUCCUCGACUGUCCACGGAGGACUCAAUGAAGAGCACACAGUGGAGAGAGGCGCAGAUAUCCUACAGACCCCUCGCAGUGUUCAGGGACCAAGUCUGUCAAGUUGGAGGAACGUUAUGGCAGAGGCCAGUCCCGAGGUUUUGGCUACAAGGGACGCCGACCUUCCCCGCCAUGCUCCUAAGGAUAAGUUGGCAAAGACCCUUGACAAUGAGGAAUUGCGAAGGCAUUCUUUGGAAAGAGCAGGCAGCCCUGCUAUGGUCAUGGAUGGGUCCACGAGGGAGCGUGGCGGGAGCCUGGCCUGGCAGCGUCUGCAGCCCACGCCCCUCGACUCCCCUGAAGCCCCACGUCCUGAGCCCAGGAGUGGGGAGGGGCCGCAGAGGAUGUGCAUCGCCCCCUCUCCAGGAGCAGCUGUUCCUCGAGCAGACAGCACCUCGGAGGGAAAGAGCGUACGUCAUCCUAAACCAUCUACCUCAGCAACCAAGGAGACUGCCCCCUCAGAGACCCAGAUGGAGGGGGGGCAUGGACCGGAAGUUAGCAACGGGAGCACAUCACAUUCCGCCCCUCCAGAGCCCGGGCCAGAUUCAGCUUCAGCCCUGAAGGGAGUCUUGAGUAAGCCAGAAGCACAGUUAGGUCCAGGAAAAGGAGAGCUCAAGCCAGAGCUGAAAUUGGUCCCACCCAAGGCUGGGCAGGAGCUCAAGUCAAUCCAGGCCAGUCUGGGAUGCCCCAAGGAAGGGAGCAUGUUACCCCUCGAGAGGAAGGAGCCAGCUGGGAAAGCACAGCAGGAGGCCGUCCCCAGGGCCCUUGGCCUGUCCCAGGGCAGUGGCCACCACACUGGUGUGGGAAGAGGCAGCAGCGAGCAGGACAAGAGAGCAGUCCACCUAGGCGAGGAGGCUUCUCUUCCGACCACCCCUGCACAAGGCCCUGCUUCCUGGGGAGCCGAGAAGCAGCCCACUGGCAAAAUGUCAUCAGGUGCAGCUAGGAAGUUGGGCGAAGUGGCAUCUGCUGGCAUUUCAGCAGGCGAUGUGCGUGUACCUUUUAUUCCUUAUGAGCCACCUGACAGCAGGCCCUCAGGCAUCAGUGAGGAUGGCGCACUGGUCAGUGGGGACAUGGACAGUACAGCAGUUUGUACUUCACAUCCUUCCAUUGGACAGAGCAACACGGGGGUCCCUGAACCCCUCGGCCCUCAGAGCAGCAGCUCAGAAGUAGGGGAUAGCAAAGAGACCACUACAUCUGUUGCAGAAGAUAGGAACCUCCUAGAAAAUGCAGCAAAGACUAAAAGUACCCCAGGGGGAGCAGGUGCUCUUCUCAGUGGCCCGGCACCCCUCCACCCAGAGACAACUGUGAAUGUGACCCACCAGCCUCCACCACCUAGUAGCAGUGUUCAGGACUCAGGCGCGUUAGGUGCGGAUGCCCGGUCACCCUCGGCGGCCGCGCCCCCCACCGAUAAUGCGCGGUUGUUGGACACCCCCCCGAAAGUGCCUGACAAGAGCACCUGUGUCCCUGGGAUCCCCGAGCCUGUCUUCCCACAUUCUGAGGACACCCCUUCCUCAUGGGAAGGGAUGGAGAACCACCAGGUUGAAAAAACAGAAGAAAGGACAGAACCCAAGCCCAUCAUUCUGCCCAAGCCCAAGCAUGUGAGGCCCAAGAUCAUCACCUACAUCAGGAGGAGUCCUCAGGCCCUUGGCCAGGUAGACACUUCGCUGCUUCCGGUGGGGCUUCCUUACGCUCCGCCCACAUGUACCAUGCCUCUUCCCAAAGAGGAGAAGGCGGCAGGCGGUGAGCUGAAGCCACCUGCCAGCCUCUACGAGAAGUACAAGCCGGACUUGCAGAAGCCGCGGGUCUUCAGUUCUGGGUUGAUGGUGUCCGGGAUCAAGCCCCCAGGACACCAUUUCAGUCAAAUGAGUGAAAAGUUUUUGCAGGAGGUUACAGAACGGCCUGGAAAAGAAGAAUUUUGCUCUUCUUCCUAUACUCAUUAUGAAGUUCCGCCAACUUUCUAUCGGUCGGCCAUGCUCCUUAAACCCCAGUUGGGAUUGGGUGCAAUGUCCCGUUUACCAUCUGCAAAGAGCAGGAUCCUGAUUGCGAGUCAGAGGUCCUCAGCGAGUGCCGUCCACCCACCGGGACCCAUUGCGGCAGCCGCCAGCCUCUACAGCUCCGAUUCUGCGGCGGAUUUAAAGAAAGCCUCCGGUUCAAAUGCUGCAAAAUCCAAUCUACCCAAAUCUGGACUUCGUCCUCCCGGAUACUCACGUCUCCCCGCAGCCAAGCUGGCGGCGUUUGGCUUUGUGCGGAGCUCCAGCGUGUCUUCGGUCUCCAGCACCCAGUCUGUGGACAGCGCACAGCCUGAGCAGAGCCGGCUGGCCAACCGGUCAACCUUUGGGAAUGAAGACCAGCCGGUUCUGAAGGCAGCUCUGCCUUCCAAAGACACACCCAAGGGGGCCAGCCGGGCGGCCCCUCCAGCAACCCCCAGUGUAACAACACCCCGCAGGAGUUUGCUUCCGGCACCAAAAUCCACAUCUACACCCGCUGGAUCAAAGAAAGAAGGACAGAAAGAUCAAGAUGUUAACAAACCUGCUGUUUCAUCUCCUAAGAGAGCUGUGACUUCAGCCACCAAGCUUCAUUCACCAGGAUACCCCAAACAGAGGACUACAGCGCCCCGAAAUGGGUUUUCCCCCAAGCCAGAACUGCAGAACCGCGAAGCUGAGCGGCAGCUGGUCCAGCGGCUAAAGGAGAGGUGCCAGCAGCAGGCCCGGCAGCUGGGCCUCAUGCAGGGGGAGCUGCGGAGAGCUGUGUGUGGCUUCCAGGCGCUCGCCGUGUCCACUCAGUAUUUCUCCAGAAAGAAUGAAAGUGCCCUUGUGAAAGAAAAAGAGCUGUCAAUCGAGCUUGCAAACAUCAGGGAUGAAGUUGCCUUCCAUACAGCCAAGUGCGAGAAACUACAGAAGGAGAAGGAGGACCUGGAGAGGCGGUUCGAGGAGGAGGUGCGGAAGCUGGGCUGGCAGCAGCAGGCGGAGCUGCAGGACCUGGAGGAGCGGCUGCAGUUGCAGUUUGAGGCGGAGAUGGUACGGCUGCAGGAGGAGCACCACGCACAGCUGCUGCACGUCCGGUGUCAGCACCAGGAGCAGGUAGAAGAUCUCACAGCCAGCCAUGAGGCUGCUCUCCUAGAGAUGGAAAAUAACCACACGGUAGCCAUUGCGAUCCUACAGGAUGACCACCACCACAAAGUCCAAGAACUGAUGUCUACCCAUGAGCUUGAAAAGAAAGAAUUGGAAGAAAAUUUUGAAAAGCUGCGGCUGUCCUUACAGGACCAGGUAGACACGCUGACCUUCCAGAGCCAGUCUCUGCGGGACCGAGCCAGACGCUUUGAGGAGGCUCUGAGGAAGAACACGGAAGAACAGUUGGAGAUCGCAUUGGCUCCCUAUCAGCACUUGGAAGAAGACAUGAAGAGUCUGAAGCAGGUAUUAGAGAUGAAGAAUCAGCAAAUACACCAGCAGGAAAAGAAGAUUAUUGAGCUGGAAAAACUGGCAGAAAAGAACAUUAUCCUAGAAGAAAAGAUCCAAGUUCUCCAGCAGCAGAAUGAAGACCUCAAAGCAAGGAUUGACCAGAACACCGUUGUCACAAGACAACUGUCGGAGGAAAAUGCUAAUCUCCAGGAAUACGUCGAGAAAGAAACCCAGGAGAAGAAGAGAUUGAGCCGAACCAACGAAGAGCUGCUUUGGAAGCUCCAAACGGGGGACCCAACGAGCCCGGUGAAACUCUCCCCCACGUCCCCCGUUUACCGUGGCUCCUCCUCGGGGCCCUCCUCUCCCGCCAGAGUCAGCACGACGCCCAGAUGACGCCGCACCAAGCAGCCUGCGGGAGCCGUGGCUCCCGCGAACCCCGAGCUUCCACCCGGAGGGAGUCAUGACCCGGGGCCCGCCCCUGGCGGGCCCUGCGCGCAUGCUCAGUAGCUGCACAGCUGCGUCCUAAGCAAAGUCCUCUUCUGAUCCUCAUAUAAGACUGCCCUGGUGUUGGCACUUAGGAAAGCGUAAACAGUAGUGUCUGGUGUGCAAACGUUUGACCGUAGUUAGAGCCAAAAGAAAGAAACUCCCAGCUGUUCUCGAGCAAUGAACUCUCACUGCAGAAUUUCAGGUUAGUUACAAAUAGCUCAGUUUUGAAUAUACAUUGAAUUAUCAUGUGUACUGCACCGAUCUGUGUGUAUAUUGAGAUACACGUAUAUACACAUGCAGCGGUUCUGAAUUGCAUUUUUUUAUAACAUGAUGUGCUGACAUAUUUUGGUGAAGGUCAGCAGUUUUCUAACUUGUGCCUAAGAAUUAUUGGGAUAUGAAAAUGCAUUUCUAUCUAGCUUCCCAGGAAUAUUUCUACCCAAAAUAGAAAAAGGAAAAAAAAAAAGAUACAAAGAAGAAGCGCCUUUCCGCCUACCACGAAGUGGUACUCUAACACAAACACCAGCGAUUUGUGAACGGUAACUGCCUUUGGAACAGUCUGCUUCUUAGUCAACAUGAUGUGAGGUCACUACUAUUCCAUUUGCGAGUUUUAAUUAUUAAUACUCCUGUCGUGAGUGCCUAAAGGACAGCAGCAGGAAGCCCUGAAGGGUUUAGCAGUUUUGCCGAUGAUACGACAGCGAAUCACCCAGUCUUGUAAACACAGGUUUUGCUUUUUUCCUAAGUGGCAUCUUGGAAUCCAUCAUGAAGCUACUACACCCUCCGGAAAAUAUGGAGGAGCAUGACCUUCUGGAGUGAGGGUGAGGAUGACCUUGGAGUUGGCCAAGACCGUCCGUGCUCCAUCCUCCAGAAGGGAAAUUGCUGAUAGGAUCUGUAUUCGGACGGAGCACAGAG